Messenger RNA from Parascedosporium putredinis, 606 nucleotides. The record is from the annotation of a GenBank genome assembly. Lineage: Eukaryota; Fungi; Ascomycota; Sordariomycetes; Microascales; Microascaceae.
AUGAAGUUGAACAUUUCCUACCCUGCCAACGGCAGCCAGAAGCUCCUCGAUAUGGGCGCCGAGGUCCCCGCCGACUCCCUUGGCGAUGAGUGGAAGGGCUACAUCUUCCGCAUCACCGGUGGAAACGACAAGCAGGGUUUCCCCAUGAAGCAGGGUGUCAUGCACCCUUCUCGUGUCCGACUUCUCCUCGCCGACGGCCACUCCUGCUACCGCACCCGCCGCACCGGUGAGCGCAGGAGAAAGUCCGUCCGCGGCUGCAUCGUUGCCAGCGAUAUCGCCGUCCUUGCCCUCCGCAUCGUCAAGCAGGGCGAGCAGGACAUCCCCGGUCUCACCGACGUCGUCCACCCCAAGCGCCUCGGACCCAAGCGCGCCACCAAGAUCCGACGAUUCUUCGGCCUCAGCAAGGAUGACGACGUCCGCAAGUACGUCAUCCGCCGCGAGCGCCUCCAGCACAAGCGCCACAGGAUCGCGCUCAAGCGCCGCCAGGCUGAGAAGGUCAAGGAUGAGGCCAACGAGUACGCUCAGGUCCUCGCCAAGCGUGUUGCCGAGGCCAAGGUCGCCAGGGCCGACGCCCGCAAGCGUCGUGCCAGCUCCAUGCGCAAGUAA